This is a messenger RNA of Monoraphidium neglectum, 918 nucleotides long. RefSeq lists its product as hypothetical. Lineage: Eukaryota; Viridiplantae; Chlorophyta; Chlorophyceae; Sphaeropleales; Selenastraceae. The coding region runs from base 1 to 918 and encodes 305 amino acids. The transcript has a single exon. Gene Ontology annotation, molecular function: deoxyribonuclease II activity. Gene Ontology annotation, biological process: apoptotic DNA fragmentation. The record is from RefSeq and is a predicted model, not a curated record.
AUGCGCGCGCUGGCGCGGCUGCUGGCAGCGGCAGGGCCCCACUUUCACAGCUCAGCGCUGCCGCCAGAGGUCGCGGCCGCCUUUCCUGAAUGGGCGGCGCUGCUCCUCCCAAACGCAUCACUCGGCGCGGCCCCAUCUGCUUCCAUCAUGGGCAACAGCGGCAGCAGGGUCACGGGCCUCCUUGCCACGCCGCCUGCCAGGUUUCCGGGCAAUUCGGCGCCGGUCGCAGGUCCCGGGGGCAGCGGGGACGGCGGCGGCGGCGCGUGGGACGCAGUUUCCGAGCAGCUCCUCACCGCUGACGGGGCGCAGCUGCAGGGAUUUGCCAAGCCGCGCGCCCUCAACGCCAGCCUGACUGAUUCCGUCGUCGGCCCCGCGCUGCUGCGCGCCGCGGGCCCCUGCGCUCAGAUGCUCUGGGAGACGUGGCGGCGAGGCGCCGACGCGCUGCCUUCGCUGUGCGCGCCGGGCUUACCGCCGCCGGCGGCGGUCAACGUGGCGGCCGUGCGGUUCCCGGGGCGCGGGGCGCCGAUGUGGGGGUGGGCGCGGGACCAUUCCAAGUGGGGCGUCAGCAACGGCUUUGGGCCGGCAUCGGCCGAAGGCCACCAUGCGUGCCAUGGGAGCAGCAGGGGCGUCGGCGACGGCGGCGGCGCUGGCGCGGCGGCGAGCAGGCGGCAGUACGACGCUUUCAAGGCGGUGUGUCUGUGCGACACAAAUCGCGCCGCGUGGCAGGCGCACCGCGGCGGCGCGUGUGUCUGCCUGGCCGGGCGGCCGGACGUGUGGGCUGCGUUCAGGUCAAUGAUCGCGGCGGUCGAGCCUUGCGCGCCGCCUGACGUCGCCGCCAGCCCGGGGGGCGCUGCGCGCGACGGCCACGCAGGCCCCCGGCAAGCAGGCGGCGCCAGCGCGGGAGCUGGGACGGAAUAG